Xenia sp. Carnegie-2017 is the source of this 839-nucleotide messenger RNA. RefSeq names its product antho-RFamide neuropeptides type 2-like. Bases 160 to 642 code for a protein of 160 amino acids. Lineage: Eukaryota; Metazoa; Cnidaria; Anthozoa; Malacalcyonacea; Xeniidae. The record is from RefSeq and is a predicted model, not a curated record. The transcript is spliced from 2 exons. Gene Ontology annotation, biological process: neuropeptide signaling pathway.
GUGCGUUUUUCAAUCCGUGACACUGGGGACGGAGCAACUAUAUAUGACUGGAAGAAAUUCAUUCUUUCUCACUUACGCUUGUGACCGCAUUUGGAGAGCUCGACGCUUGAAAAACGACGUUUUUAAAAGUUCACGUUGUAGAAUUUCGAAAAGUUAGAAAUGAAUACGUUAACGCUACUUUUGGUUUCGAGCAUUUUAAGCUCAGCAUUUCCAUUGAAUGCCGUUGAAGAAGUUCGCCGCAAGGACUUAAUUGAAACCGUGAGAGAUCCGGGCUUUGACGAGAGCCUAAAGAGUGAAAUGCAUUUCGAGCAAGGGCGCUUUGGUAGGGAAAACAGUGCGACGUUUGAUUUAAACCAAGGCCGCUUUGGACGAGAAAAACAAGGACGAUUUGGCCGUGAGACGCAGGGUCGAUUUGGUAGGAUGAAUGUCGCCGAUAUCAGUGCUGAGGUUCAAGGGCGUUUUGGAAGAGAAGACAAGCAGGGACGAUUUGGGAGAAAAGUUGACAGUCAGGGUAGAUUUGGUCGCGAGUCGACCAAAAAGGUUGAAAACGAACGCUUUGCUCGUGUACAGUUUGAGAGGGACGAGCAAGGGAGAUUUGGUCGUGAAUUUCUCAACAGUCAAGGCCGAUUCGGAAAGAAAUGAAGACUUUAAGCAACAGUAACUGUGCACGAAAAGAAAAGGAAUUUAUUCAAGAAGGAUUUUGAAGUAUUUUAGGAGAAACAGAAAGUUCAGGAUGUUCAAUAUACUUAAAGUAUUGUUAAUUGUAGAUUAAAAUCACUCAAUGUCAAACUACCGUUUCGGAACAGUAAUAUAUGUAUUUUCCAUAUGCCAUGCAUAAA